Molecule: messenger RNA, 994 nt
Organism: Pistacia vera
Lineage: Eukaryota; Viridiplantae; Streptophyta; Magnoliopsida; Sapindales; Anacardiaceae
Product: (-)-isopiperitenol/(-)-carveol dehydrogenase, mitochondrial-like
Exons: 1
Coding region: 142-933 (263 amino acids)
Source: RefSeq, a predicted model, not a curated record
UGCAUCAUAAGUUUAUGGUUAGGUGAGAUGGACCCAAACGGUAGGCCCACAAAUCGGGAAACAAAGCCCCCAUGCCGAUCUCCUUCUUCUAUAUAUCUAAAUCCUAGUUUACGUGCAUUUCCUUGAUAAUUUACAAUAAUAAUGGCUGAGUCUUCAAUGCAGCGCAGCAAACUUGAAGGCAAAGUAGCAAUUAUCACCGGAGGCGCAAGCGGCAUUGGCGAAGCCACGGCACGUCUUUUCGCAGAUCACGGUGCCCGCAUGAUCGUUAUUGCCGAUAUCCAGGAUGAACUAGGCCAACGAGUAGCCAUUUCGAUUGGAACUCACAGAUGUAAGUAUUUACACUGUGAUGUUACCGAUGAGGAACAAGUGAAAGCAUUAGUUGAUUCAACUGUUCAAAAUUACGGUCAGCUAGAUAUUAUGUUUAGCAAUGCUGGGAUUAUUAGUGGCUCCGAUCAGAUCCUUCUCGAUCUUAACUUUUCACAGUUUGACCGUUUGUUCGAGGUCAACGUACGUGGCAUGGCAGCUUGUGUAAAGUACGCGGCACGUGCAAUGGUAGAGGGACACGUGAAGGGGAGUAUAGUGUGCACGGGGAGUGUGGCUGCGAGUCACGGAGGGAAAAGGCGGACUGAUUAUCAUAUGUCGAAGCAUGCAGUACUUGGAUUGGUUCGAUCAGCGAGUGUGCAGCUGGGGGUGCAUGGGAUUAGGGUGAACUGCGUUUCACCGUGUGGGGUGGCUACUCCAUUGACGUGUCAGUCGUAUGGGAAGUCUAUGGAGGAGGUUGAUAAGCUGUAUGAGCCACUCAUGCCUUUGAAAGGAGAAGCGUUGAGAGCCAGACACGUGGCGGAUGCUGUAUUGUUUCUUGCGUGUAAAGACUCUGAGCUUGUCUCCGGGCAUGACUUGGUUGUUGACGGGGGCUUUGUAAAUCGGCAAUGAAUCGGCUAAUUGCUCCUAAUUUAAGUUGUUCUUAAUAUGUAAUGUUAUUUCCAUGCACCAA